Molecule: messenger RNA, 2982 nt
Organism: Apiotrichum porosum
Lineage: Eukaryota; Fungi; Basidiomycota; Tremellomycetes; Trichosporonales; Trichosporonaceae
Exons: 6
Coding region: 1-2982 (993 amino acids)
Biological process (GO): DNA-templated transcription
Molecular function (GO): DNA binding; zinc ion binding
Source: RefSeq, a predicted model, not a curated record
AUGGACGACGAGCGGUACAGCGUCCGCGAAGAGCGACGCAGCAGGAAACAGCUCAGCUGCGCUGCCGACAACGAUGGUGCUGUCGUCAGCGAGCUCCGAGAACGUCUCAUGGCCAUCGAGGGUCUCCUCUCCAAUCUCGGACGACGAGGAAAUGCCAGUGGUAGCGGCAGUGAUCGGAGCGAGAGCCGAGACCGCGGAAGGGAUGACGAGAGAACCCGUGAGAGGGAGAGGGAAAGGGAGAGGGAAAGGGAACGAGAGAGGGAGCGCACACAACGCGAUCGUGGUCACGACCAGCACCACCGUGACCAUGAACGUCGGCGAGACGAUGACGCGUCACAUGGCAGGAGCCGCUUGGACCGCGAUGUUCACCGCUCUCAGUUCGACUAUCGCCGCUCGCGCUCACCAUCGCCUCGCUUCCGCGGCAUGGUCGGCGCUUCGCCUCGACAGUUACCGUACGCUGGUCCCUCGAGUCAAGCUCUGGAGCACAUGCGCGACCCUCGCGACGGCCACCAGUACCCGACAUCUUUAGACCGCGACCGUGCCCCACGCGACUUCUUGAGGCCAAACCUUGGCGUUAGUUCCAGCGCUUUGGACAGGUCCUCUCCGCGCGACCCUGGAACUGGUACAUCCUCGCACGACAGUCCGCGCGACCACUUCCGCUUCGCGUACGAUGAGCGCACACCAUACUCGGCCCCCAGCACUGAAGAACGUGCAAGCUAUGCCGCGCCUGUGAACGACGAGAGUUACGGCACGCUUGUCAUCGACCAAAGUGGGCGAAGCAAGUGGCUCGGUCCAACGGCGGGUACCGAAUGGUUGAAGAAUCAAGAGCUGUCAGAAGAUAACACUCCACGCCGCUCGCGUUCCCCCAGUCCCCCCUCUGCCGAGGUCAACGCCUACGGUUUCCCCGAGGAGAGCAUGUUCCCGUUCCCAAACUGGGGCCCACCGCCAACCAUGGAGACCAUCAUGUUCCACCUCCCACCCCCAGACGAGGCUGUGGUUUUGAUUGACGCAUACUAUCGCAACUAUGCUUGGAACCACGACGUCGCUCCGCGCCGUACCGUCCAACCCCUCUUUGACCGCGCAUAUGACACGAGUAGCGGUGAACCCCUCGCGCGCCGCGUGCACCCUCAGCAACUUGGCCUGCUGUUCAUCAUCAUGGCCAUGGGAGCGCUGCACAACCCCGACCUCCCACCACAUGAUCCCAGCGCAGAGCACCUUUUCGCGGCCGCGCGGUGGAGCCUAAUCAAGGGCGACUUUGUGGGACACAACACUGUCAACGGGUUGCAGGCUGUCGUCAUCAUGGCACACUACCACCUCGAGACCGAGAAGGGCCGCAACGGCGACAGCGCUUGGCCACUGUGGGGUCUCGCCAUGCGCCUGAUCACUGCCAUGGGCAUGCAUCGCGACGGCGCGCGGUGGAACCUCGCGCCCGACUUGGUCGAGGAGCGACGCCACGUUUUCUGGGAAUGUCACACCAUCGACGUCUUCCAAGCCAACUGCUUCUCGCGUCCCUCUGCCCUCCGUCCAGAGCACAUCGACACCGAGUUUCCGUCCCAAACAUGGGCCGAUGGACCCAGCGGGCUCAAGUCGUUCCGCACCCUCAAGUUUGAGCUUGUGCGUAUCUCUGGGGCAGUCCUCGACCAGGCAAUGGAUGUCCGCCCCACGCCGUACACCACCAUCGCAGCGCUGUACGAACGCCUGUGUGCGUUUGAGCGCCAGAUCCCCUUCCACCUCCGCUGUCGUACCGCCCUCAUCGCCUUGCCAUCGGUCUACGCCGAUGCCGAGAGCGCGACUCGCGACUCGCCCGAGGUGGCGCGCGGCAACCUCCAUCGCACUUUCCAACAAUUCACACUCGCGCUCAACGUCUCCGAGACUAUUCUCUUCCUUCAACGACCUUAUUUCGUAAAGGCGCUGCAAGAGGCCCCGCAAGAUCCCACCCGCUCAGCCUACGGCAAGUCGUACCUCGCGGUUGUGGAACGGUGCAACGUGCUCAUCGAGGUCGUCGGCGGCCUUUACGAGCUCUACCCGACCGUCACGGCUCGCCACUGGUUCUUCUGGUACCACCUCUUCACGGCCGCCGUGUGCAUUGGUACGCUCGUGAUCAAGGACCCGUCCAACCCGCUUGCCAACUUUUGCUUGGGCCAGAUCGACCACAGUAUCAGACUGUACGGUCUCGUCCUGCGUGACCACGCCAUACCCUCCUUGGUCCAGAACCACCAAUGGCUGCUGCGCCUGCGUGCCCGCGCUGCCGCGACCCUCGAGCACGCCCAGCCGACCGGUGCCGACGAAGACGUCGAUGUCGAGCUCCUUGGCUGGCGCACACGUCUCAUUGAACGCGCUCGCGUCCCCCACAGGCCAGUCACACACCCGGGUUCUGGGCACACACCAGUUGCCGCCGCAAACAUGCCCAUGGGGUUGGCGCCGACCCCAUCCAUCUCAGCCAGGUCCAAUACGUCGACCUCGGCGCCUCCGCCACCUCCAGGCAGCGGGGCCAUGUCCGCACCGCCGCUGCCCAUGCUCAGCCCAAGCGUGACAGCUCCUCCGCCAGCGCCACUCGAGCAGGUGCUGCAGCAACACUUUGCCGCUCCAGAUGGCACGCAUGUGGCGCAGACGCAAAACGGAGAACUGCCGACCGACCUUUUCCUGCACCAGUUCUGGGAUCCCACGACGCUGACACUGGUUGGAGGCGACCAGCGUGCCGGGGACGGCAGCUUUGGUGGCCUGUCGAUGGGCAACUGGUGGAACUGGGAUGCCGAGCUGGCCAGCCUGGACUCGCAACUCAUGCAGGCGCCUCCUGGGCCCGGGCAGGGACCGGGGGAGAGUCCUGGUCACCAUGGGCAGGGGCGGGGGCAUGGUGGUGGUGCUCGGGGAGAACCUCAUCAUGGACACGGACACGGCGGUCACGGAGGGCACGGAAGUGGCAGCCAUGGUCACGAGAGGGAAGGUGGGAUGCGGGGUGGAGGGAUGGGGAUGGGUCAGUAG